UAAUGUAAUAAAUAAAAACCUUCGAAUGAGAAGGUGUGUCCAAACUUUUGACUGGUACUGUAUGUCAUGGGAAUUCAGCCAUUACUUUCUUAGAUACCUUUGGGUAAUAGCCGAUUGAUUAACAUAAGCCAGCAUAUUGUAUAGACCCAGAGUUUAACGCCCAGAGAGACAGAAGCUGAUCCUGGCUGCGGUCCUGCACAGGAGCGGCCCCGCAGUGCGGUGGAUCAGACCAGCUUUGGGGAGCGAGAGGGGGGCCGAACACGGAUGAGUGUGGAGGAGCAGUUGGAGAGAAUGAGGAGGAACCAGGAGGCCUCGUCACUCCGUGAGAAGAAGAGAGAGACCCCGUCCCGCUCGCCCUCCUUCAGCAAAGACAACCCUGCUAUUAUCCAGCAGGGUCGGGGGCAGAUGGAGGGGGCCUGUGCAGACCCUGUGCAGCUGGAGGCGGCGUUGCAGCAGCUGAAGGUGGAGACCAUGGAGCAGAGCAGGACACACCCUUCACCAGAGGAGGUGCAGGGAGUUGAGGAGUGUGAGGAGGUGCAGCAGGACGGGGAGGGGCCCCUGCAGGGGGAGGAGGAGCUGCAGGAUGAGCUGUGUGUGAGUCAGAGGGUGGUGAUAGUGGACCUGUGUGCGAAGCCUCAGCGUGUUGAGAUUGUAAAUCCUUUUGAGGAUGAUGAAAGCAGAGAGCAAGAUCUGACCAGCUCGCCAACAAACACCACUACUGAAAACAGGUAUUACUUAGAAGAUACACAGAUGCUGAGGACAUGA
This is a messenger RNA of Notothenia coriiceps (black rockcod), 765 nucleotides long. Its product is annotated as pleckstrin homology domain-containing family A member 5-like. The transcript is spliced from 5 exons. The record is from RefSeq and is a predicted model, not a curated record. The coding region runs from base 265 to 765 and encodes 166 amino acids. NCBI's taxonomy places the organism in Eukaryota, Metazoa, Chordata, Actinopteri, Perciformes, Nototheniidae.